AACUGCUCGAUGGACAAUCAUCAUCUCUCUAUUGGAACAGGGUCAGACGGAAAAUCAAAAGACAAGCGAACUCAGGAUGACGGAACGGAUGAGUAUUCUUCGCUCUCAAGGACCCAAUUGAUCGAUCAUAUCCAAUACUUGAAAUCACAACUCGAACAAACACAAACACAAAAACAAUCACAUCAAAUCGUCCAAAAUGGGAUAGAAAAAGAGCCCAACUUGUCAACAGACAUCGCAAUUCAGAAGAAGACGCAGGAAAAGAAGAACAAUGAGAAGAAGAAGAAGAAGAAGAAAGAGCUAGAUUUCGACCGACAUCCGAAGCGGAAGAUCGCCCUAAUGAUAUCUUACCAGGGCGAAUUACAUGGAGGGCUAGCCUGGCAGCCGGAUGUCACCCGACUGAGCACGGUAGAGGGGGAGUUAUUCCGGGCGUUAUUGGUUGCAAGAUUAGUCGAAGGAGCGGGGGAGUUUGAGGAGCAGGAGGAGGAGGAUUCGGAGCGAUGGCGGGGCCUGGUGGAUUUGAAUAAAUGGGGAUACUCGCGGGCCGGCCGGACGGAUGCUGGGGUCAGUGGGGCCGGCCAGGUGGUCAGCUUGUGGGUCCGGAGUCAGCUCCGCUCGGUCCCUGCGCCCUUCGGCUUCCUCCCGCCCAAGAAGACCGACUCCGAUGAUGGAUCGGAAGAGGAACCGAGAGGAGAAUCAGCGGGACCGAAGCAGGAGCAGGAGCAGGAGGAGGCAGAAGAAGAAUUGCAGUACCAUACGAUCAUCAACUCGAUCCUUCCCAACUCCGUCAGAGUCUUGGCUUGGUCGCCCGUCCACCACGACUUCGACGCCCGCUUCUCCUGCCAGGCUCGCCAUUACAAAUACUUCUUCUCGCUCUACGAAUCGCCCCAGGCGCCCGGAUUGGACAUCGAGGCCAUGAACCGGGCGGCUGAUCGACUGAUCGGCGAACACGACUUUCGCAACUUUUGCAAGAUCGACCCUUCUAAACAACUCGCCCAUUUCCGGAGGAAGAUCCUUUCCGCCGAAAUCAAGCCCGUCCUCGACCCUCAUCAUCAUCAUCUUCUUCUUCUUCAGCAGCAGCAGCUCUCCGGUCCUUCUGGAUCAUCAGAAAAACAUCCGCAUCCCCAGAUCUAUCCCGACGCUUUGGCUCCAGAAACUAAUCCGUUGUUCGUCCUAGAUCUCGUCGGCACAGCCUUUCUAUACAACAUGGUCCGCCACAUCGUCUCGGUCCUAUUUCUGAUCGGGAGUGGAAAAGAAGAGAUCAGUGUGAUCGACCGGCUCUUGUACACCGAACCUAAUGAGCAACCAUCAAUCAUAACCACCGCAUCAGAAGAAGGGCGUUCUUCUUCUUCUUCUUCUUGUAUGGUCGAGAAGGUGGAGCCGAUCGACUGUAAACCCGAGUAUCCUCAUGCUAGUGCCCUCCCAUUGCUCUUGUAUAGAUGCGUCUACCCGGAGCAUUCGUUUCGGUGGACCUCCACCCCCAUCGGGUCCGCCCGACCGCCCGCAGCCGAGCCUUUUGUGCACUGGACCGCCGCCCGGAUCCGUGCUCAACUCGCUCUCCAUCUCCUCCAUACACCUUCCCCCCCUUCCCCUCCUCCUUCUUCGACUUCGACUUCUUCGACUUCUUCGAGUUCGGUUAGGGUCUUUCAGCCCAUUGGAGCCGCACUCGGGCGCGUUUCUUCCGCCUAUAUCCCCCUCAUUCGAAGACCUAGGAAUCCUCACUUCUCACUCGUUAAUAGGCUUUGGUGGAAUAAGGUCGGCGCCCGUCGUCAUGCUAAACGUCAUCUCGUUUGAUAUUCUUCCUGUUUUUUUUCUUUUCUUUUCUU
Messenger RNA from Puccinia graminis f. sp. tritici CRL 75-36-700-3, 1823 nucleotides. RefSeq lists its product as uncharacterized. Gene Ontology annotation, cellular component: cytoplasm; nucleus. The transcript has a single exon. Gene Ontology annotation, biological process: tRNA pseudouridine synthesis; mRNA pseudouridine synthesis. Bases 10 to 1791 code for a protein of 593 amino acids. Gene Ontology annotation, molecular function: RNA binding; pseudouridine synthase activity. The record is from RefSeq and is a predicted model, not a curated record. NCBI's taxonomy places the organism in Eukaryota, Fungi, Basidiomycota, Pucciniomycetes, Pucciniales, Pucciniaceae.